This is a messenger RNA of Microcebus murinus (gray mouse lemur), 877 nucleotides long. RefSeq names its product ribonuclease A family member 1, pancreatic (gene RNASE1). Gene Ontology annotation, molecular function: nucleic acid binding; RNA nuclease activity. Gene Ontology annotation, biological process: defense response to Gram-positive bacterium. Lineage: Eukaryota; Metazoa; Chordata; Mammalia; Primates; Cheirogaleidae. The record is from RefSeq and is a predicted model, not a curated record.
CACUGGGUACAAAUGUAUUUUAGACCUCAGGAACUCCAGGAUUCAAAGACAGUACUGCCAGGAUUUUAGGUGACUUUGUAGGUUACCAUCUAGAGGUGAAGAUCUUUCUCGAUAGUGGGAGUAAAACGCUCUUGGAGAAGGGUAUAUUUAGGCUUCUCCAGGAAAGUGAGGCUGCCAUGGCUCUGGAGAAGUCCCUCGUCCUGUUCCCACUGCUGGUUCUGGCGCUGCUGGUGCUGGAGUGGGUCCAGCCUUCCCUGGGCAAGGAGUCCCCGGCCAUGAAGUUCCAGCGGCAGCACAUGGACUCGGGCAGCUCCUCCAGCAGCAACUCCACCUACUGCAACCUAAUGAUGAGGCGCCGGAAUAUGACAAAGGGACGGUGCAAGCCGGUGAACACCUUUGUGCACGAACCCCUGGUAGAUGUCCAGGCCGUCUGCUUCCAGGAAAAUGUCACCUGCAAGAAUGGGCAGACCAACUGCUAUAAGAGCAACUCUAACAUGCACAUCACAGACUGCCGCCUGACAGGCGGCUCCAAGUACCCCAACUGUGCAUACCGGGCCAGCCAGAAGGAGAGACACAUCAUUGUGGCUUGUGAGGGAAGCCCAUAUGUGCCUGUCCACUUCGAUGCUUCUGUGGGGGACUCCACCUAAGGUCAGAGCAGCAAGAUGCACCCCCCCCUCAUCAUUUCGACACCUGCCUCUCCCCAGUUCCUUCCUUGCCUGAAAGAAAUAACUCCAGUUAGGGCUCCUCUUCGACAUGCACAUGCUUCCCUCUCCCGAGUCUGGCUCCUGCAUGCUUUUGGGGUGAGGAAUGGGUUGUGAGGUGGGCUUCAUGUUAACCCUUUCACUGCUUCUUUCAAUAAAACAGUUGCAAACACCUA